This is a messenger RNA of Anopheles funestus (African malaria mosquito), 1550 nucleotides long. It is a transcript of the gene GlcAT-I, whose product is annotated as galactosylgalactosylxylosylprotein 3-beta-glucuronosyltransferase I. Bases 227 to 1207 code for a protein of 326 amino acids. NCBI's taxonomy places the organism in Eukaryota, Metazoa, Arthropoda, Insecta, Diptera, Culicidae. Gene Ontology annotation, molecular function: galactosylgalactosylxylosylprotein 3-beta-glucuronosyltransferase activity. Gene Ontology annotation, biological process: carbohydrate metabolic process; chondroitin sulfate proteoglycan biosynthetic process. Gene Ontology annotation, cellular component: Golgi membrane. The transcript is spliced from 3 exons. The record is from RefSeq and is a predicted model, not a curated record.
UGAACAAUAAUCGGCCGGUUUCCGUUUGGGCUAAGCAAUUGAGUGCUAGUGUGACCGUUUAAAGUUUGGGAAUGCAGAAAUGAUUAGUUCCUAUUAACUCGUGGCAGCUAUUUGGAUGGAUAAUCUUCGCCGGCACUAUUCGUCCAUAAAGUGUAGCAUUGUAUAGUGUAGAUUGUUAACAUCGUCGUACUGUCAAGGUUUAAUCUUAUAUACAUCAGCAAUUAUCAUGAAUCAAGAAAUUCGUUUUCGACUCAAACACGUGAUUAUCACUGCGUUCAUCAUCAGCUUCCUAUUUAUCUACUCGCUAAGCUCAAAUCGGGAAUGUGAAAGUGAAGCGUCAAGGUCAAAUGUUGAUGAUUCAUGGGCCUUGGGUCAAGGACGUGAUGCCUUCCUGCCUAAUCGCAAGGGUCCCACGAUCUAUGCGGUGACUCCGACCUACUCUCGGCCGGUACAGAAGGCCGAACUAACACGUCUCUCGCACGUCAUUCGCUUGGUGCCGAACGUAUUUUGGGUCAUAGUAGAAGAUGCAACUCAAACAUCAACGCUGGUUACCAAUCUAUUAAGGCGUAGCGGUCUGCAGGACCGAAGUGUGCAAUUGUUUGCCAAAACUCCCACAAAUUUUAAGCUGCAAGGCAAAGAUCCCAACUGGCUAAAGCCACGUGGCGUUGAGCAGCGCAAUGAAGCGUUAAAGUGGAUACGAACACAUUUGAAGCACGACGCAAUGGGUAACGGUGACGGUGAGCUAAGUCAGUCGAUAGUUUACUUCAUGGAUGACGACAAUACGUACAGCACGGAGCUAUUUGAAGAAAUUUCCAAAAUUGAAAGGGGCAAGGUUGGCGUUUGGCCCGUCGGUUUGGUGGGUGGACUGAUGGUGGAAAAGCCGGUCCUAAACAGGGAUGGACUGGUGCUCGGAUUUAACAGUGCCUGGAAACCGGAACGUCCAUUCCCGCUCGAUAUGGCAGGCUUUGCAAUAAGUUCCGACCUACUGCUGGACAAUCCGCAGGCACAGUUCAGCUAUGAGGUUGAACGGGGCUAUCAGGAGAGUGAAAUAUUGCGCCACCUAACGAUCGCUCACGAUAUGCAACCGCUGGCGAACCAGUGCAAGGAUGUGCUAGUGUGGCACACACGAACCGAAACUCCCAAACUGGACGCAGAAAAAUCGCUUCAAAAAAGUGGUAAAAAAUCGAACGAAGGUAUGGAGGUGUAAAGCACAUAGACGGUAAGCAUUUUAUUGGCCAAUGGCAAACUAAUGGUGAUGGUACUCGGGUAACCUAGGUUAAGAAAAUGGUACAUAAUGUAAAGAAAGCCAAAUCAGUGGACCACAAAAUCAUGUUCGGAUGGGGAAGCGCAGCAAAACGUUAAAUUAUUAUCUCAUUUAUUUAUAUCAUACAUUUCAUUGAGAUUUUAAACAUUACGAUAUACCUUUUGGCCUAAGACACGUUAGACGUUAGUGAAACUUUGGUAGCUUGUGUAGAAUAGAAGUGGGGUAAGCACACGAAUAGAAUUACACUUUUAAAAUUAAGGAAAAAUAUAAAAUUCUUUUUUUUUUA